AUGAACCCUGCUGCGUUUUUCCAGCUGGUUCUCUCAGGCGCCUUCUGCAUCGUUUCUCCUGUGCCAUGGCAGUACUUCUACGUGAACCAGGGUAUGACCUGGUACAAUGCUCAGAACUACUGCCGAACUAAUUACAUCGAUCUGGUUACUGUACGCAGCACGCAGGAGGCAAACAACAUGCUCACAGUCGCAUCAGCUGCAGCUCCUGGGUACGGCGGGUCUGUGUGGCUCGGACUCCACAGGACCUGGUCCUGGUUCACAGGAGAACCUUUCCAGAUUCCCUGGAUCUCCGGCCAGCCGGACGAGGGAGACGAUGGAGCAGCAUGCGGAGUGUUGAACGGAGUGGGAAUCGGAGACUGGUUCUGUUCGACUACUCACUACUUUGUCUGCUAUGAUGACUCCCCAACUGCAACCAGUAAUUUUGUCCUGGUCCAACUUGGUCGCAACUGGACAGAUGCUGAGACAUAUUGCAGACAGCACUAUACACAACUCGUCAUCAUCAGAAGCAUCCAACAAAUGCAACAGAUAAUGUCCAUUGUCCCCGACGCGUGUUGUUAA
This is a messenger RNA of Clarias gariepinus (North African catfish), 558 nucleotides long. RefSeq names its product C-type lectin BML-1-like. The coding region runs from base 1 to 558 and encodes 185 amino acids. The transcript is spliced from 4 exons. NCBI's taxonomy places the organism in Eukaryota, Metazoa, Chordata, Actinopteri, Siluriformes, Clariidae. The record is from RefSeq and is a predicted model, not a curated record.